Leptopilina boulardi is the source of this 3261-nucleotide messenger RNA. RefSeq names its product zinc finger protein 271-like. Gene Ontology annotation, molecular function: zinc ion binding; DNA-binding transcription factor activity; RNA polymerase II cis-regulatory region sequence-specific DNA binding. The transcript is spliced from 12 exons. The record is from RefSeq and is a predicted model, not a curated record. NCBI's taxonomy places the organism in Eukaryota, Metazoa, Arthropoda, Insecta, Hymenoptera, Figitidae. Gene Ontology annotation, biological process: regulation of transcription by RNA polymerase II. Bases 129 to 3095 code for a protein of 988 amino acids. Gene Ontology annotation, cellular component: nucleus.
UAAUUUUCAAAUUAUAUCGAUUAAAAUCGAUAUGGGAACACAAUCGAUAUAUUAAAGCGGCAUCUUUUUUUUGUUGCCUUUCAUAACCUCCAAAUUUUUUCAUAAAAAAAAAAUAUAUAUAUAACGAUAUGGAGGAACAAAUUUAUUUAUAUAAUUCGACAAUUUGUCGAUUAUGUGCAACAAAUAGUGAAAAUGGAGAAUCACUAUUUACUGAAGAUUUGGAGAAACCGGAUAUAAGUACAAUGGUUAAUCGUUAUUUACCACUAAAGAUUCAAAAUGAUGGCAAAUUGCCGCAAACAAUUUGUCCCGGUUGCAAUAUACAAUUGGAAUCGACAAUUCAAUUUUUCGAUUUAGUCGCGGAGGGACAGAAAAAAAUUCGCGAACUUUGGAAACAACAAAUUGAACAUGAACGAAAGGCAAAACGUGAAUUGGAACGUUCAAGGCGUGAUGAUAUUGAAUUAAUUGCAACUAAAGAAAUUCAACAAUCGGAAAUAAUGGAAAAUUCGGAAAAUAUCGAUAAUGAAAUUAUUAAAAGUGUCGUUAUUCCAACGAUUGAAAUUCAAGAAGAGAAUAAAGAUGAUAAUGAAAAUGAAGAUGAUAAUGAUGAUGAUAAUAAUGCUAAUAAUGAUCUUAAUCAACAAAUCUACAUUAACAUUAUGCCCGAUGGUUCAAUGUACGCAUCCGAUCAUGAGGUGCGACUUCAAAUGGAAGGAUUGGAGAAGCCAAGAAGAAAACGAGGACGACCGCCAAAAAUUGAGAUCAAGACAGAAAAUUUGGGAGAAAUUCCAGAAGAGAUGAGUCAAGGUGAAGAGGAAAAACAAGAUGAGGAUAUGGAAGAAGAGGACGAUGGUAGUGGAAGACGUCGACGUAAAAGAAAAAUUCCCGAAAGAUUCAAAGAAGCAGUUCAGGGCAAGGAACUUGAUCGAAUAUUCAAAGAAGAAGGCGUUUUUGACGAAGGUGAUUUUGAUCAAGAAGAUGAUUAUUUCGAUGAAUUUGAUGAAUUCAAAGCAAUAACAACGCCCGAUGGCAAUGAAAUAAUUGGCCAUUUAGAAACAGAGGAGGGUAAAGAUUUAGGUGAAUUAGUUGUUAUUAAUCGAAAUCGUGGACGAGGACGACCAAAGCGUAAAAAAAAUAAAUACUAUUGCAAUAUUUGUGGAAAAGGAUUUCAAAAUAUUAACAAAUAUGCAACACACAAAUCUUUGCACAAGAAUAUAAAAUACAAAUGCUUGGAAUGUGAACGACAAUUUUCAAAUGAGGAUAAUUUUCGUUUACAUCAAAAGACAACGUCGCAUGUUGGACGCGAGGUUCUUGAAAUUGUCAAUGAAGUAAUUAAACCAGCGGAUAUUGUAACAAGUAAUGAUUCAUCAAGUAUUGUUACAUCUAAAGAAGAGGAAAAUCGAUUAGAAAUUAAUUCUUCUAAUAAAAUAAAUAUCGAUAAUAAUGAAUUAUUAACAAAUGAAGAAGAAUUGCCAACGAAAGAAAUUUCAUUAAAUGAAAUUCCAAUGGAAAAAUCGUCAUCAUCACAAGUAGAGGAGGAGAAGGAGGAGGAGGUAGAAAAACGUGAUGUCACAUGUUCACAAUGUUCCCAUGUCGAUGAGGGUGAAGAUCGAGAAACAAAUUUAAAAACUGAUCAAAAUGAUCAAAACGAAAAACAAUCAUCGAAUGGUAAAAAUGAAAAAGGAUUUCCUUGUGAUAUUUGUGGUAAGGUAUUAAAUCAUCCAAGUUCAAUUUUAUAUCAUCGCGAGGCGGAGCAUAAUAAUGGAAGACGAUUUGUAUGCAAUAAAUGUGGAAAAAGUUUUAAGCAUAAACAAUUAUUGCAAAGACAUCAACUUGUACAUUCUGAGGAACGUCCAUAUCUUUGUAAACAUUGUAAUGCAAGUUUCAAAACAAAGGCAAAUCUUCUCAAUCAUCAAUCAACUCAUACUGGUGAGAAAAAAUAUUUUUGCGAUAUUUGCGGACAACAAUUUGCGCACAAAACAAGUCUCACUCUACAUCACAGAUGGCAUUCAGGUGAUAAACCAUAUACAUGUGAUGUUUGUAAAAAGAGUUUUUCACAAAAUGGAAAUUUACAAGAACACAUGCGCAUUCAUACAGGUGAAAAGCCAUAUUGUUGUGAUUAUUGUGGUCGUAAAUUUACGACAUCGUCACAAUUUAAAUUACACGUGAAACGACAUACUGGCGAUCGUCCAUGGAAAUGUGAAUUUUGUGAAAAAAGCUUUUUACAUAAAGACACAUGGAAAUGUCAUGUACGUCGACACAAAGGUGAACGUCCAUUUCAAUGUGCAGAUUGUAAUCGUGCAUUCACUGAGCAAUGGGCAUUAAAAAAACAUCUUCGUCUACACACUGGAGAGAAACCAUAUUCUUGUGAAAUAUGCGGAAAGGCUUUCGCCGACUGUUCAAAUCUCACCAAACACAAAAAAGUUCAUAAGGAAAAUAAUAAAGUUGAAGGAAAUGAAAUAUCAGAUGGUACGGCUAUUGGCGAAGUUUGGGAAAUUUUACCAAAUCCCCAGGAAGUUAAUGAUAAUUCAAUUCAAGGACGUAUCGCUGAAGUUAUCACAUCGGAUAAUUUAUCCGGUGAAGAGGUGCCACAAAUUUUUUAUGUCUCCUAUCAAGAACCAAAUAUUGCUCCACAAUCGAGAAUGUUACACAUUGUCGAUUCUGGAAUGGUGGAACUUAAAGGAGAAUUAUCGACAGUUGGUGGUCAAACAUUGCGUGCAAUUCAUAUACAAAAUGAUGAAAUUGUGAAUGAAGAAGCUCUACUUCAAAAGUCAGAUUUAGAGGAAAAAAUUGAUGAAGACAUUGCGGAAUCUGAUUUACAAGUUCAGAUAACAGACGACGAAGGAAAUUUAAUUCCCCUCUCAUUACAAGAUGCACGACAAUUAUUAUCCGAGGGUCAAAUAAUUAGUCAAAUGAGCGAUGGACAAAUUGUUAAAGUACAUUCGGGAAUUGGACCACAACAUUUUUUUGCUCAGCUAGGUGUUAAUGUUAAUCAGGAAGUAAAUUCAAAUCCAACAAUUAUAGUUAAAAAUAAAAAAACAUCGUCUAAUUCACGAAAUUCAGACAAGACAAUCGAGAAAAAUUCAUCUAAAGUUUAAAAAAAAAAAGAAAAAAAAACGAUGUUAUUUAAUUUAUUCAAGAAAAAAAAAAUGGUAGCAUAAUAUGUAUUACGUUUAUUAAUAUUUAUAUUAUAAUUAUGAAUGUAAAAUACUUUUUUUUUUCCUUUAAAAAAUAUACAAUUUGUUUAGAAUUCUUUUUAAGAAA